CCCCAAACCGGUAGUGUUUUCCGAGGAGCCGUGAAUGUAGCACGAGGUUUGACAGCUAGACAACUAAACAUGGCGGCGGCUAGCCAGAGCAACCACUCAACACCUGUGUCCUUUAUUAUCGUGUCAGCAGCCAGGAAAUAACCAGGUCCGUUAAGGAUUCUCGGAAACAGACUGUGAGCAGUUGCCCUCUAUUUUCCGCUUUUCCUGGUUUAUCCCAUUGUUCUCCGGUAUGUGACGGCGCUUUCUGAGCUACAGAACGGACAGCCACAGAGUGAACGGACAUAACAACAGCGGGCUGAAGGCGGACCGUUUCUGUUUGGUUUGUUCACCUGUCUGCCGAUAUGUCUCGCAGCAGCAAAUCUCAGGCCUCUUUGUGAGUGGGCCCCUCUCUCCCUCCUGAUCCUCAGCCACCACUGAUGAUGUCAUCACCACCAGCAAAGCCCUCCACCCUCUCCCUCCCCUCUGGGUCUGAGCUGCAGCCCUUGACGGCCCUUGGCUCCAUGUCUGUGUCUUCCCUCCUGUCUGGGGAUUUAGACAAUGAAGGAGAUGGAGGAAGAGAAGAAGGGGAGGAGGAAGGGCUGGGAGACCUAGAAGUGAACCCAUAUGAUGGUUUGCCCUUCUCUUCACGCUACUAUGCCCUGCUGGAGGAGAGGAGGCAGUUUCCUGUAUGGAGGCUCAGGGAGAGGCUGCUGGAACAGCUGGAGAGCCACAGCAUGGUGCUGCUCAGUGCACCCAGUGGAGCUGGAAAAAGUACCCAGGUGCCACAGUGGUGUGUGGAGUAUGCUUUGUCCUUUGAGUUUUCUCAGGGCCUGGUGUGCUGUUCCCAGCCCUAUUCUGUGGCAGCAGUGAGUUUGGCCCUUCGUGUGGCCGAUGAGAUGGACCUCAGCCUGGGUCUGGAGGUGGGAUACAGGGUGUCUCAUGAUGACAGCUGUACACCCGACACCCUGAUCAGGUUUCUCAGUGACACUCUCUUGCUAGAGGAAAUGAUGUCAGACCCUCUGCUGCGUCAGUAUGGUGUUGUGGUGCUGGAUGAACUCCAGGAGCGCACUGUGUCCACUGAUGUGCUGCUGGGCUUGCUGUGUGAUGUCUGCCGCCAGAGGUCAGACAACUUUCGGGUGGUUCUCCUCACUCACCCGACACUGGCACCUCGCCUUUCUGCCUUCUUGGGACCCGGUGUCCCUCACCUCUCCCUGGACAGCCUGCUCACCACCACCAGAGACCAGGAGGAGGGAAAGGAGGACAGGAAUACUGCAGAGAUGAACGGGGUGGAGACAUUGUACAGGGAGCUUUCAUCAGGGAAGGAACCUGCGGCUGCUGCCUGUCACAUGGUUUUGGAUCUGCACAGAAGAGGAGAGGAAGGAGAUGUGAUGGUGUUUUUGGCCAGUCCUCAGGACAUAGAUGAAUGUAUGGGGCUACUGGAGAAGGAGUGUGCCGCUCAGAGUCCUCAGCUUGGUCCACUCAGGAUCCUCCCCCUCCAUGCUGGAGUGGGUCCACUGACCCAGCAGGUCUAUGAAUCUAACCCUGAAUCAUCUUUGCUGAGGGAGAAUGACACCUCUGAGGGUGUGGACGGCAGCUCGGUGCCUGGAGCUGGAGGCCCGGGUGUCAACAGGAAGGUUAUCCUUACGGAUAACCUUGCAGAAGCUUCUUUCUCCCUGCCAGCCAUUCGCUACGUCAUAGACACAGGCCUUCAACUCAGAACUGUUUACAAUCCACAAAUAAGAGCAAACUCACAGGUCCUGAUGACGAUCAGCAAACACCAGGCUGACAUGCGAGCACAAAAGAUCAACAGCCAACCUCCAGGGCUGUGUCUUCGCUUGUACCCCCAGUCUCUGUAUGAUGAUGGGAUGGGGGAGGCUCAUUGUCCGGGGGUGGUGGAGGAAAACCUCAGCCGCUUAGUGCUGUUACUAAAGAGGCUUGAUAUUGCUGACAUGGGACAGUGCAAGUUCUUGGACAGACCAGCCCCUGAGGCUCUGAUGCAGGCCUUGGAGGACCUGGACUACCUGGCAGCCCUGGAUGAUGAUGGCAACCUGUCUGAGGUGGGAAUCAUAAUGUCGGAGCUGCCACUGGAGCCACCGCUGGCUAAAGCCCUGAUAGCAGCCUGCGAGUACGACUGUGUCAAUGAACUGCUAACUAUAGCAGCCAUGCUCACAGCUCCAUCCUGCUUUGUGACGACAGAACCCAGCAAAGAGGAAGCUGCUGUCACACACUGGCGACCUCUAAUGCACACAGAGGGAGACCACAUGACUCUCAUUAAUAUUUAUAAUGCCUUCAUUAAGCAUAAUCAAGAUGAAGCAUGGUGCAGGACAAACUUCCUCAUUCAUGCUUCCUUACGAUUGGCUGUGGUGAUCAGGGCAGAGCUGCUGGAGGUGAUGCAACGAAUAGAGCUGCCUGUCUCUCCUCCUGCUUUCGGAUGCCAGGACAACUGCACGAAUAUCAAGCGUGCUCUCAUCUCAGGCUUCUUCCUCAAAGUGGCUCAUGAUGUAGAUGGCUUAGGUAACUACCUUCUGCUAACUCACCGCCAUGUGGCACACCUGCAUCCCUUUUCUUCAUAUUUGUGUCUUCAGCCCCGCCCCAGCCCUCCCAGCUGGGUCCUCUACCAUGAAUUCACCAUCUCCCAUGAUAACUGCAUAUGCAUCGCUUCUGAAGUCCACCCUCAGAUGCUUGUAGAGUUGGUACCUCAGUACUACCUGGGAAACCUGCCAUCAAGUGAUGGGAAAGAGCUGCUGAUGGAGCUGAGGCAGAGUCUGGGGCCCCAUGGUAAUGAGCCAGAUGAGCAUCGCAGGACUCAGAGAGACACUGACCGGAUGGGAGAGACUCGCACUGAGUCCAGCACUGAGCUCUGUGUUGUCCAGUGAGAUGACACUACAGGAGCUCAGGAGAUGACACUAAACACACAACUGUCACUUUAUUGUUUGAUCUGAGCUUUGGUACACUGUAUGAACUAGUCUGAAAUCUAAUUUGAGCUUCAGUCAUUCUGAUGUGUGAUUACAAAUGGACUUUACUGGGCAUUUGUGAUUUCUGGUAAAGGUGUUAAUAUAUCUUCUAUAGAGUGGCUUUGGAAAAUAUUCAGACUUAUUCAUUUUCUCAGUGUUUAGUUCUACUAUGACUUGACGUAAUUUUAAACUUUAUUUUUAGGGAUUUCUAUGUUUUUGUUUGAAUAAUUUUUCUAAAAUAGUCUCCCCAACUUAUCACUGUGUCAUUGAGGCUUGUCAUGUGGACAUUAAUGUCACAAAAAUAUAUUUUUAAAUUGAAAAAAAAUGUUGGAAAAAAAUGUCAAAGGGGUGAGAGUUUUGUUUUGAGAUUUCAGUUAAAUGCAUUGCAUACCACUUCAAUGAGUUUGAGACACUGUUAUUGUGUGACCUCUGGCCUCUGUGCAGUUGCUGCUGACAGAAGUGGAUGGAGGAACCAAUGGGUUCACUGUGAUGACACACUGCAGCAGCGAUGCACAGAGCUUCUAUUUUAGCAUUUUGAUAGUUUGGGUUUCCUGAAUUUUUGUUCAGCCUUUUUCCACUUUGUGUUAUGUUAUGUCCUAUUUAAACAGAUAUCUCAGUACAGGGUGAGUUUCAAAUAAAUGUUUUUUAAUGUUUUAAACAUCUCAACUGAUUUUUCACUUUAUACCUGCCUAAAGUAACUUCAGUUUUUGUCUGUAAAGCUAAUAAAUCUAUGCUGUAUAUGCUGUUUACACCCAAUUUCAGAAGACAUCAAGACAAAAUAAAUUUUAUUUUGUCAACUGACUUAUUACAUAUAAGCCUUUUGCAUCAGUUUUUAAAUCUGUUGUCUCUAAACUUUGGUAGAUUCUUCAAUCUGGUAUAUGUUUGAAUAAUGUUUUUUGCUUUAUGCCAC
Monopterus albus (swamp eel) is the source of this 3843-nucleotide messenger RNA. It is a transcript of the gene dqx1, whose product is annotated as DEAQ box RNA-dependent ATPase 1. The transcript is spliced from 12 exons. Lineage: Eukaryota; Metazoa; Chordata; Actinopteri; Synbranchiformes; Synbranchidae. Bases 417 to 2855 code for a protein of 812 amino acids. The record is from RefSeq and is a predicted model, not a curated record. Gene Ontology annotation, cellular component: intracellular anatomical structure; spliceosomal complex. Gene Ontology annotation, molecular function: RNA binding; helicase activity.